AUGGCAAACCUCAACAUAGUUACCCUCAACGUCAGGGGUCUUAACUCCCCGACAAAAAGAGCACUAACGCUACACGAACUCCACAAACUUAGAGCUGAUGAGGCAUUUCUUCAGGAGACCCACCUAAAAGCAGACUCCACCAUCACUAUUCGCAACAGACACUACCCCACAGGAUAUUUCAACUCCUACACGGACGCAAAAUCCAGAGGAGUAGCCAUCCUCACAGGGGCACAAACACCAUAUACCCACACGUACCAAUACACAGAUCCAAACG
Messenger RNA from Pelobates cultripes (western spadefoot toad), 274 nucleotides. The record is from the annotation of a GenBank genome assembly. NCBI's taxonomy places the organism in Eukaryota, Metazoa, Chordata, Amphibia, Anura, Pelobatidae.